This is a messenger RNA of Lacerta agilis (Sand lizard), 3201 nucleotides long. RefSeq names its product cell division cycle associated 2 (gene CDCA2). NCBI's taxonomy places the organism in Eukaryota, Metazoa, Chordata, Lepidosauria, Squamata, Lacertidae. The transcript is spliced from 15 exons. Bases 260 to 2719 code for a protein of 819 amino acids. The record is from RefSeq and is a predicted model, not a curated record.
AUUUCUUUGCAGGAGAACUGUGAGAAUCCCAACGAACAAAAUUCCCUGGCUCCCGGUUCUUUAAUUCGAAGCUGUGGUUGGUGGAUCUCUGGGAUCUGGUCAAAAACAAAAUAGUCCUGAAGUAUUGCUUCUUGGUGGAUUCAUGGAGAGCUCUGGCUUUGCAAUGGUAUCUUGUUGCUGAAGUUGUGGUUUGGAGACAGAAUCUAUGUUCCCAACAAAGGAAUGAUUUGCAUCACAUCAAAGGCCGUAAAGACUUCCUAUGGAAACUCCAAGUAAUAGGAAGGUGCUUUCUGAAUGUUCUAAUAUGCAAACCAACCUACAUUUGGGGCUUGAAAACUGCAUUGACAAUACAAAGAAGGCAGACAGUUUUGCAAGCUGUUCAUCAAAUGCUCUAACAACAGACAUGUCUACCAUGUACAGCGAUGCAGGAAACCAUCUGGUAGAGGAUCACCCCACCACCAUGGGGGAUACAGACUAUUUGACACCAAACAAGAAUGGUUUUGAUUCAACUUAUGAAAUAUCAAGCAGCUGUGCUUCACCUUCUGUAGACUUUUCUGCUCUUACAGCAGCUGAUUUUGGAAUCACACCACAGUCAUUUACGAAACAAUAUAAAGGGGACGCAAAAAACCUGUUAAAAUUUAGACGGCAGUCUACGAUUGGAGUGCGGGGUUCUCCCGAAAAUAAUUCUCUUAUCCGAUUCAUUGCUCAGCAAAAGAGAAUAAAGAAGCAAGAUACUCUGGCUAGUCCUCUUCAAUGUCGAAACACUUGGCUAAAGGACAAGAUAGCUGCCUUCCAGUUUUCCUUUAAGCCACUUGAGGAAACCAAGGAAAGCUCUAUGAAAACUGACACAAGUCUGCAUGAGCAAUCUAAAGUAGAAUGUAAGGAUUUUGAGGAAAAUCGACACUGGAAAUCUGUCAAUAGAGGAAGAACACCAGCUGAUAUUCAAGGCGACAGUAUUGUAUCUUCAUUACAGAAAAAUGUCAUCAGCACUACUGUUUCUAAGGUUAUUCCAGUCAUGCAGGCAGAUACUAGGGAAUCUGGAUGUAUCCAUUUGGAAGCAACUACAGAUAAGUCAAAGGCUGUUUGUGAAUUAAGCAGCAAUGCUACAUCUGAUCAAAGCUGUAAGAAAGUUAGAUUUGCAGAAAAACGGAGCUUGGAAAUAUUUGAUAGAAACAAGCCACCCAUUACCCCCAUACGAAAAGAAGAAUUGCCUUCUAAUUCUCUUCAUUCUGCUUUGAAGAAAACGCCAGUAAUUAUGAUCACAGAAGACAUGAAGGGACAUCUUGAUAAAAGGACAGAGGGAGGAAGUGAAGUGCUCCCAGAUUGCAAAAACGUGGAAACACAGCAAAUAGAUCCUCCGUUACGUAGACGAAGAAAAGCCAUGUUCAGUGCAUCAGGUUCAAGAGAAAAAAGUUCUAUCAGAAGUCCUGACAAGCAGCCCUCGUCCCAGCCAAACUUUGAUUAUGUUGAUGAGCUUCCUCAACAAUCACCUGAUGUAUCCACUUCUGAAUAUGCUGUAAACUCUGAUCUGGAAGAAACAAAAAAUAGUUCUCCGGCAUUCCAGGCAACUUCCACUAGAACCACCAGGUCAUCUGCCAAAAGGAAGUCUAUCAACCAAGUAGAAGAAAUGGCUCUUAACCCUACAAAAAAAACCCUCCCAAAAUCCAUCAAAUUCCAAAAGGCAGAAGCGGCAACGAAAUCAGUUGAAAAGAGAAAAGCUGUCAGAAGCAAGGUUUUUGGAAAGAGGAGGAGAAGGAAAAAGAAGGAAAAAGCAUUGUAUGGGCAGCGACAAACUGUUUCAAAGAAACCUCUCUUGAGCCCAAUUCUGGAGAUGACAGAAAAUUUCUCUUUUAUGUCAUCUUAUCAAAGCACACCAAAGUCAGAAGUUUCUAUCUUCGAUGAUUCCAGCUCUAGUGUCCUGAAUGCAGAAUCUAUGCAUGAAAACCAACCUAACAUACAACAAAGUAGUAGAAAGGACAGCAGCUGUCUGCAUUCCAGCCUCAAUCUUGUGACGGAAGAUGCUUUACCGGAUAAUGUAUCUGGCUCAUCCUCGCAGCUUCUAGACACGGCUACAAAUGAUAUGAAAGAUACUCUUCCUUGGAACCCACUUGAAAAGAGCUCUCCUGAGAAAUUGAAGAGCUGCUGUUUCCCAAGUGUUGAGGAUUUUGAGUCUAAAGCACCUGGAAACAACCCCAGUGUUCCUAGAGAUAAUAUGAACAAACUGCCUUGGACAGUAAAUGACUCUGAACUCUUAGAGAAUUUACAGUGUUCUAUAGAGGAAUCUUUCAGGAGUGUAACCAGAAGUAAUAAAAAAAGGGUGAGACGUAGCAUGAGAUUGCUUAAAGAUGUGGAAAAUGAUGGGCUUGCCUGGAUUCAGAUGCCUGAUGAUAAUGUCCUAGGUCAAGCUAUCCUGGGUUCUGCUGGCAAAGCCCGGAAACGAAAGUCCACCUCCUGUUGUCCAGAAGUGGAGCCACUUCAUCCAAAGCAUGUGACUAGGGACCAAAUGCUCGUGCCAAUGAAGGAAGGGCAUAAUAAAACCCAUGUUGCAAUGGGCCCUACUGAAUCCAGGAGGAAGAGCAUCAGUGUGCUGAGUCUUGAAGAAAAGGAAAAUGCCACCUUGCACAACCAGAGAAACAGAAGAAGAAGCCUUGGCUACAAAAGUGAUCGCUGCUACCAAAAAGAUCACAUAAAUCAGAAAAUUAUUUGGGAGUCAAACUAAAGUGCCUUUAGAAAGAGACCGUAUCCUGCGUGUAUCAGAAGAGGGCAGUAUGGCAUAACUUAAAAAUGAGCAUAUUUUAUUAGGUUGCCUUUUGUUUUGUGAAAAGUACUGUAUAGCUCAAUCUUUAAGACACACCAGAAACAUUUUAAAAAAUAAAAUGCUUGGGGCCUGAUCCAUUUUAAAUUAGUCUUCACUUUAGUUCUUUUAAAGUUAAUGGAAAUUAGUUGUAACUAAUUUGCUACAUUGUUUAAUCCAACCAAUUUGAAGUUUGUUUAAGCCCUUUUGGUUUCCAUAGGAGAAAUAUAAGAACAUGGUUUAAUUCACUCUGUCACUAUUUCAUGUAGUUUCCAUGGAACAGUGUCACAGUUCUUGUUCUUUCCAUAUGGUCUUGUACAGAUGCUUCUCAUUUUCCAUACAUGAACCUGGCAAAGUUAUUUCUGUGGAGGAUUGUAUUUUGCUAUAGAUUGGGAGUUGUUGAAAAA